AGCAAUCUGAUUGGCUGAUUCAUAAACGCAGUUUUAACGGCACCAACAUUCAAACUAGCAUUCUCGUCUGUUCGUUUGUGGAGGAGGAUACGUGUGUCUGUUGAUUCAAAAAUUUACUAUAUUUUUUUCAGCUUGUGAUAGUAGGCAUCGGUUUAAAACAAGAUUCUGGUGUGAAUAUGGACGAGGGCUCUGCUGAUGCAUACACAUGGGAUGCUCCUUCUCAUGUUAUAGAGUCUAUAGAUGAUUUUGCCCUGGACCCUCAGGAUAAUGCUGACCAGUGGUUUGAGUUGAAGGCAACUCCUAAAGGGGGCACUGUGGAACAGCUCACCACCCCUUUACAGACGAAGCUUUUUGAUGAAACCCACAAUACCAACAGACCCAAAGCUCUAGUGUCUCCCAUGGUCAAAAAAGAGGAGACCAUAAGCUCAGAUGUCAAAGUAAGCACCUCUGUGGAGGUCCCAUCUAACAUAGUCACAUCAUGGGGAAAUGGCAGAACUACUUCAGCUCCUGGUCAGGGCCAGAAAUCUGUUCCUGUUCAACCACGGAGAGUGUCCAAACGGCCUGUACCUAGAAAUGAAAAACCUGCAGCUCCUACAACACCUCCUCUGGUCAAGAAAAGAAGAGUUGUACCGGCUGCCACAGCAUGGGGAGUUUUUGAUCAGCGGCAAAGAAGCUCAACAUCCCGACCUGUGCGACGCAGUGGUGCAGGUGUUAGACGCAGCGGCACUAGUGUGAGACGCAGCGGUGCUGGCGUGAGGAACAGUGUCCGACUGAGAAACAAACCAGCCAUUGCCUCAAAGACCUCAGAUACUGUCUCCACCUCCAACACUACACAACAGAAAAGCACAGAACAGCAAGAGAUGGAGCGCAUCGAAGUUUUACAAAAAGAGGUGGCCGAACAGCGCCGUAAGAACGAGGCAAGCUACAGGGCUGCACUGGCAGGCAGUCAGCUUCCUAAAAAGCAUGUGCUGUCCACCACCAUUCCCAAAGAAUUCAACUUCCGCUCUGAUAGCAGGCUGAAGAACCACUCAGAUGGAGGCUCUGCAGUCGGCAGCUCCUAUAAGGAGGUGGAUUUCACCUCUCAGCUCCGCAAGCACCCAUCUUCCCCUAUGAAGGCUCCAAAGGGAACAACCAUUCCUAAACCCUUCAACCUCUCCAGAGGAAAGAGGAAGCUUGAUGAGGCAGGAGCCUACGUGCCAAUGGCCCAGCAGAUUGAACAGUUUCAGAAACGCACUCCCACACGCUAUCACCUGCGUAGUCUGUCGAGCCAGGAAAGAGGACCUUCACCAGUGAAAGCUGAGAAGCCAAAAAUCACACACCCCAAAACGCCACAGCUACUGACUCGCCAGAGACAUCGUCCCACAAUGGUGAAAAGCACUGCGGAAAUUGAGGCAGAAGAAACAGAAAAAAUGCAACAGUUUAAGUUCAAAGCUUUAGAACUCAACAGAAAGAUUCUAGAAGGUGCUUUGGUUCCUAAAAAGCCAGCAAGUAAAGAAGUUACCAAGCCUGAGGGCUUCCAGCUGGAGAUUGAGAAGCGACUUCAGGAGAGGCAGGCCAGUAAGAAGCCUGAGGAAGAAGAGGACCACACGUUCCAUCCCAGACCUCUACCAACUCGAAUUCUGGAGGAAGUUGUGGGUGUCCCAGAGAAGAAAGUUCUAAAUCCAACUGUUCCAGAAUCACCUGCAUUUGCUCUUAAAAACCGUGUGAGAAUGGAAAAGAAAAAAGAAGAGGAGAAGCCUCCUGCUCCAAUUAAGGCACAUGCUGUGCCCCACUUCCUGCCAUUCCAACCCAAACUACCAGUGAAGAGCCAGGUAGAAAUGUGCCCUUUCUCAUUUGAGGAACGCGAGCGUGACCGAAGGGUAAUGAAGGAGAAGAAACUGGAGGAAAUGAGAAAUGAAGAGGUACCUAAGUUUAAGGCCCAACCCCUUCCUGACUUCCAUGAAGUGCACCUCCCUGAGAAAAAGGUAGUAGAGCCCACCAAACCUGCUCCUUUCAAGCUGAUGGUUGACGAACGAGGAGCUGCAAAGGGUGAACGCUGGGAGCAGAUGAUGAAAGAGGAGUUGAAACGACAGGCUGAAGCUGCAUGUUUUAAGGCACAACCAAACAAUGUAACGCACAAAGAACCAUUUGUACCGAAAAAGGAGAAUCACUCCAUCUUGGCCAAUACUACUAAUUCUGCAGUUCCAGAGGCAUUCCAGUUGGCCACAGAUCGGAGAGCCAAGGAACGUAUGGAGUUCGAAAAGGAGUUGAGCGAGAAGGAGGCACUAAGGUCUCGCAUGGAAGAGGAGUGGACAAGAGAACGAGAACAGCAGGAAAAGGAGGAGAUUGCAAGGCUGCGACAGGAACAGGUGCGCAAGGCCCAGCCAGUCAGACGUUACAAGCCAGUGGAGUUGAAGAAAAGUGACGUGUCUCUCACUGUGCCCCAGUCUCCAAACUUUUCAGAUCGUUUCCGCUUGUAAAUGUGUAAUGCACCGUUAAAUUGACGUAAUUGUACAUAGUUAUCUUAACAUGUUUUGCUAUAUUGUCUUUUAUAUCUCUUUAUGAUGUCUGAACUAUUACAGUAGUUUUUAUCUGUCUGUGGCUGAUGCAUUAAGCCUCUGUGGUCAAGUAAAACAAUUUUAGUUGGGUGUGGUGACUGCCCCAGCUAAAUUUCUCUUUUUUUUUUUUUUUU
Molecule: messenger RNA, 2671 nt
Organism: Carassius carassius (crucian carp)
Lineage: Eukaryota; Metazoa; Chordata; Actinopteri; Cypriniformes; Cyprinidae
Product: targeting protein for Xklp2-B-like
Exons: 18
Coding region: 177-2459 (760 amino acids)
Biological process (GO): activation of protein kinase activity; regulation of mitotic spindle organization
Cellular component (GO): microtubule; spindle
Source: RefSeq, a predicted model, not a curated record